GAAUGUUCAACUCUGCUGUGAUCACGACUUUUUAUUGCCACAACAUUUUUCUCCGUCUGGCCCUUUAACCACUGUUGGAGGAACGGAUCUGCUGUUGGACAGACACUGCUCAUCUGCUGCGACAAGCUAGUGCUAACUUUAGUCACUGGGGCUUUAUCCAGUUGUCUUUGUGUUGUUUGGGACUGCACAAUACCCACCUAUCGACCCAGAAAAUGAGCUCACAAAUCCGGCAGAACUUCCAUCAGGAGUGUGAGGCUGCUAUUAAUAGACAGAUAAACCUGGAGCUGUAUGCUUCUUAUGUUUAUCUCUCUAUGGCAUACUACUUUGAGAGAGAUGAUAAAUCUCUACCAAAUUUUGCAAAGUUCUUCAGCAAACAGUCCAAAGAGGAACGAGAACACGCAGAGAAACUGAUGAAUCUGCAAAACAAGAGAGGAGGCCGGAUUUUUCUGCAGGACAUCAGGAAACCUGACCGGGAUGAAUGGGGCAGUGGCCUGGAGGCCCUGGAGUGUGCAUUACAGCUGGAGAAAAGUGUAAAUCAAUCCCUCCUAGACCUGCAGAAAAUGGCGUCUGAACACAAUGAUCCUCAUUUGUGUGACUUCAUUGAGACACACUUUCUGGAUGAGCAGGUGACAUCUAUCAAGCAGCUGGCCGACUGGAUCUCCAACCUCCGCCACAUGGGGUCACCUCAGAACGGGAUGGCUGAGUACCUCUUUGACAAACACACCAUGGCUGAGGAGAGCAGUUAAACCAAAGAUGGAUUAUGAAAAAGACGGUCCACCGAAGAGUCAUUUCCUGUUUCUAUAUCACAUUGAUUACUCCGGUCUCCUGCCCUUUUAGGAGACCAACAGCUGAUUCUGUCUCAUUCAUUUUAAUGGAGAAAGUGAACGUGUUCACAGAUUAUGACCGAUUCUUUCACUCAGUCUGCAAAGUAAACACUGGAGACAUUGUUCAUAAUCCACAUAUCUACUGGAUACUAAAUUUUUCAUACACAGAUCUGGUGUUUCUAUGUAUCAGCAACACACUUGCAAUAUCUAGUAACACAAAUCUCAUCUAAAGGAGGUAAAAACAAAGAUAGACUGAGGAGGAUAAAGUAAAUGAAAGUUGUGAUAAAAUGUUAGUAACCUGUAUAAAACUUUAAUGUGCUGCUAUUAUAUUGAGACCUUAUUGCUUUCACCCGUCCACACUUUUCUGAUCUCAUAGACUUUGGAGACAGGAAGUGCACUGUUUGAUACCAUUAGUAGAGACUAUGUUACACCAUCUCUGCAUAGAGACCCUUUGGUUAAACUACGUUAUGACACUAUUUGUCAUCUCUCGGUCUCUCCUGUUGCUACAUUAUUUAUGUCUGUUGGCUGUAAGUUACCUGCAGGAUUUGCGAUGGCCAUCGUAAACUCUGUGUACCAAUUUACUCCACAUGUUGAAUUACAAAUUUCAGUUGAUCUGGAAGAUGUUUUGCGAAAAUAAAGAUGUUACAGCUAUAACAUUCAA
Molecule: messenger RNA, 1485 nt
Organism: Sphaeramia orbicularis (orbiculate cardinalfish)
Lineage: Eukaryota; Metazoa; Chordata; Actinopteri; Kurtiformes; Apogonidae
Gene: fth1b
Product: ferritin, heavy polypeptide 1b
Exons: 5
Coding region: 213-746 (177 amino acids)
Biological process (GO): iron ion transport; intracellular iron ion homeostasis
Cellular component (GO): cytoplasm
Molecular function (GO): ferrous iron binding; ferric iron binding
Source: RefSeq, a predicted model, not a curated record